ACUUUGCAUUUGGCAUGCUGUGCUGCAUCUAGAUAAUCGGUCCACACUAUGCAUCCCUCCUUUUUCUGCACUCUCACCUGAGCACAAAUCAAGUGUCCUGGGCCGACGCCCCGAAGAGAUUUGUUGCCACACGUAUCGAUCCAAAACGUCAGCGUGAACAUGGAGCCGUCGGCGGCGGCAGCUACGAGCAGCAGAAAGAAAAGAAGGAACAGUUCCCCCGCGGCACACGGGGAGGCCAAGAGGUUUAAAGCCGAGCGGGAAGAUGAAGGGGCGACGGCUACGACGGCGGCGGCGGCGUGUGCACUUCCCUCCCGUUUACCGAGGGUCUCUGUACCGCUCGACCGCCUCCAACAGCCGAUCACGCUGAACGAGCUGACGGAGCUGCUGCAUUUCGCCGCUCUGGGGAGAACGGGCGGCGUCAGUCAGCCCAGUUGGUGCCGUCUCCACCACCAGAAGAAUGUAAAAGGUGUGAACGUUGUCAUCGUGGAGGAUCUGAGCCAGAGUCACUUUUACAGACACUACCUCACCCUGCGACACCUCAGGACCAACUACAGCUCUAGGGUCACCUUCACUCCAUCACCUGACAACGUAGCAUCCGAAAUCUUCAGCAGUGAGGUUCCUAAAUCGGACUCCCUUUCCCAACUGCACAAGGAAAACAGUGAAUUACCCAAAGCGCUGAAGUAUCACCCGGUCAUCACCAAGUUUGGGACACAGAGGAGAGGACUGACGGCGUAUCUGCUCACCCAGGAGGAGAUGGUCGGCUCUCACUACCCCGUCAAAGGGUUGCCAGGUUUUGAGGAGUUUGCGAGCACAGAGAGUGUCGACAGCGUGACCGACAGCAGCCCUCUGUAUGGACUUGACUGUGAAAUGUGUCUGACAGAAAAGGGAAACGAGCUGACUCGUGUUUCUCUGGUGGACAGCGAUGGGAACUGUGUGCUCGACGAUCUGGUGAAACCCGAGACCCGCAUCCUCAACUACCUCACCAAGUUCUCUGGUAUCACCGCAGGGAUGUUGGGACCAAUCACAACCACCCUGGCGGACGUUCAGGCGAAGCUCAAGGCGCUGUUGCCGCGCGACGCCGUUCUGGUCGGGCAUUCGCUUAACUCCGACCUCAAGGCUCUGAAACUGAUCCACCGACUGGUGAUCGACACCUCGCUGCUCUACAGGAAAGAGUUUGGACAAAGGUUCAAGCUCAAGAUCUUGGCAGAGAUGAUACUGAGGAGGCAAAUCCAAACUGAAGAGGUGAUGGGUCAUAAUCCCAUUGAGGACGCUGUGGCAGCCCUGGAGCUGGCCCAGUACUUUAUCAGAACAGGACCUCGUCAGGUUGUGGAGAAUCAUCUGGAGGAGCUGUGGGGAUACACGAUAGAGGAGGAGUCCACCGAACCACCUGCACCCGAGCCAAGUCACAGGUUUGCUGACAUAUUGCAGACACUUGGCCGGUCAGUGGCCUUUUCGGGGAAGCGUUCUGAUGUAGCCCUGGAUCUGUCCAAUCAGCAGUGGCACAACUCCGACAAAGAGAUGUUGGCCUCGUUCAGGAGACAGACCAAGUGUCCGUUCCUCUCAGUGCUCCAGUUCUCGUCCUUCUCAGACCACCUGAAGCCGUGUGUUCUUCAGCGGCAGCAGCAGCAGAACCAGAGGGUGUGUGCCAACCUCCGCGACAUGUGUGCAGUAUUUGCUGGGCCGUUCCCCGCGGCUUUCACGGCGAAGGAAGUGAAGCGGCUUUUUCGUUGCUGUGGGCCAGUUCGGAAAAUCAAAAUGCUGAACACAGCUGUGAGGGUCCAUGCAGAGGUAGAGUUCAAGCUGCUCGAGGGAGCUAGGCUGGCUCUAAAAACUCUGAACGGAUAUAGUUUGCAGGGACAGUCCAUCAAGGUGCACAGGCCUGUUAAUGAGUCACUGCUGGACCUGGAUCUGACUCUUGAUGCUUUGGCGAGUGACCCUCUCAACGCCAGUCACCUCUACGCAGUUAAAUUAAAGCCCAGUGUCGCCGAGUGCGCCGGCAGCUCGGCAAAGGUCAACGGACGCACAUUAGAUUCACAGAGACCCGGUGCCACUUCUUCUAAAAUCACAAAUGGCUUGCACCCCGCCAAAGCGAGCGAUGACCUGUCUGAGGAAACCCUCAGAGAGACGUUUGGUCCCUUUGGAGCCGUGGAGAUAGUCGUCCUGCCCGCCAAACCCGGAAAACGGGCUACACACGCAUACAUAAAGUUUGGGAGUUCAGAGGGCCGACGCGCCGCCCUCAGCUCCUCUGAGCAUCUCCGGACAGAGGGCUAUGUCAUCUGUCCGUCCCUGACUCCGCCCCACUUGCCUUCAUGGGUCGCCCUGACAACGACCUCAGUGGUGGCUGAGGGGGAUGACGAGGAGAGCACCCACACCAGUUCUCAGGACCAGGAAGUGGAGCCCAUGAUGGGGAAGCUGGACCGCCGCCUGGGGAAGCUCUUCAGAUUCCUGCCGGACGACACCUUGUCUGUGGUUGUGCUGCUUGGAUGCAACAGUGCCAAUGGCCCCCUGCCUGGCUUGUGUUUUAUGGAGGUCAAGUCAGGCUCUCGAGGAGAAAAGUGAUCCAGCUCAAGAAACAAGCCUGACUAAAUAUCUUCCGCUCCAUCGAUUCCUCCUCCCGUGGCUCAUCUGAAUCAGAUGAAAUUAAUGAAGAUUAAAAGAGCAAAACAAAUAAAAACAUGAACCUUGUUUUAGUAAAACUUCCUUUUCACCAGUCUUGUAUUUCUUUACAGAAUGAUACUUUUGUUUUCUACAUGUAUGGAAAGUUGAAGUCUAAUGCAGUACUCAGUAUUGUUGUUUUUUUUUACCUGGAAACAAGCAAAGCUACAAAGUAGACUUUUGGUACAAAAUUAUUUUCAUAAAUGUUCACUUUUUUAAAUUUUAACUGCUAUUGGAAGCUUAGGAGUUUUUAAUUAAAAACAGCAGAUCUGUAAUAAAAUCUGCAAUCAUGUUUUUACUCCAGUUUUCCUUGCUUUUUUGAGAGUUUUGUUUUUAUUUAUAAAUUGCUGUUGUGUUGGAUUUAAGGUUUGUAAUUUCUAUCAUGUCGGAUGUCUUGUGCUUCCGUUGGAUUUUUGUUGUCUGACAAUUCUUAACAAAAAUCUAUUGGUCAGUCUUGACGAGCUUGUUGAGGAGGGCCGGCUAAGUGAUCUUUGACCACCAUCUUUGAAUAUAAAAUGUAUUUGCCUCCAUUAA
Molecule: messenger RNA, 3189 nt
Organism: Scophthalmus maximus (turbot)
Lineage: Eukaryota; Metazoa; Chordata; Actinopteri; Pleuronectiformes; Scophthalmidae
Product: RNA exonuclease 5
Exons: 19
Coding region: 160-2559 (799 amino acids)
Cellular component (GO): nucleus
Molecular function (GO): RNA binding; exonuclease activity
Source: RefSeq, a predicted model, not a curated record